Mus caroli (Ryukyu mouse) is the source of this 2953-nucleotide messenger RNA. It is a transcript of the gene Phaf1, whose product is annotated as phagophore assembly factor 1. Gene Ontology annotation, cellular component: trans-Golgi network; dendrite; synaptic vesicle membrane. The record is from RefSeq and is a predicted model, not a curated record. Gene Ontology annotation, biological process: Golgi to plasma membrane protein transport. Lineage: Eukaryota; Metazoa; Chordata; Mammalia; Rodentia; Muridae.
UGCUGCAGUUGCUCUGGGCGCUGCUGUUGCUACAGCCUCUCCUGCCGGGGCUGCUGCCCGGGAGGUUGAAGGGAGGUGAAGUGUGUUGUUGUGUUCGUGCUGCCGUCGCCGCCUGGAACCGAGUGGAGAGCCGGACGUCCGCGGGCUGGCGAGAGCGGCCAGUCAGCAGCUGCGUGCUCUCCUCAGGCCGGGUCCUGUCUGCGCUGCCGCAGGGAGGCCGCCCGGCCCAGCGAACCGACCCAAUGCUGGACCUGGAGGUGGUGCCUGAACGCUCUCUGGGGAACGAGCAAUGGGAAUUCACGCUGGGAAUGCCUCUGGCGCAGGCAGUCGCCAUUCUCCAGAAGCACUGUCGCAUCAUCAGAAACGUCCAGGUUCUCUACAGUGAGCAGUCUCCUCUAAGCCAUGACCUCAUCCUUAACCUGACUCAGGACGGGAUCACACUACUGUUUGAUGCUUUCAAUCAGAGACUUAAGGUGAUUGAAGUUUGUGAGUUGACAAAAGUAAAGUUAAAGUAUUGUGGAGUGCAUUUUAACUCUCAGGCCAUCGCUCCUACCAUUGAGCAAAUUGACCAGUCUUUUGGCGCAACCCAUCCUGGAGUGUACAACUCUACUGAGCAGCUCUUCCACCUCAACUUCCGAGGACUGUCUUUCUCUUUUCAGUUAGACUCGUGGACGGAGGCUCCCAAGUAUGAGCCCAAUUUUGCCCAUGGUCUAGCUUCUCUUCAGAUACCCCAUGGAGCAACUGUAAAACGAAUGUACAUCUAUAGUGGAAACAGCCUCCAAGAUACCAAGGCUCCUGUGAUGCCCCUGAGCUGUUUCCUGGGGAAUGUAUAUGCUGAAAGUGUAGAUGUUCUUCGAGAUGGAACUGGACCCUCAGGGUUGCGGCUUCGCUUGCUUGCUGCAGGUUGUGGACCUGGAGUGUUAGCAGAUGCCAAAAUGAGAGUAUUUGAGCGUGCUGUAUAUUUUGGUGAUUCUUGCCAAGAUGUUCUUAGCAUGCUUGGCUCUCCACACAAAGUCUUCUAUAAAUCUGAAGACAAGAUGAAAAUCCACUCUCCUUCCCCUCAUAAGCAAGUCCCAUCCAAGUGCAACGACUACUUCUUUAACUACUUUACUCUCGGCGUGGACAUCCUGUUUGAUGCAAAUACACACAAAGUGAAGAAGUUUGUCCUGCAUACCAAUUACCCUGGGCAUUAUAAUUUUAACAUUUACCACCGCUGUGAGUUCAAGAUCCCACUAGCCAUAAAGAAAGCCAUAGCACAAAGCAUGGCUAGUCUGGAUUCUGCCUGUGGCUGGACCUACAGGCCAGCUCAACCCAGCCUGCACCAUCUUCUCUUUCCAGAAAAUGCAGGUGGUCAGACUGAAAUAUGCACAACCUACAGCAAGUGGGACAGCAUCCAGGAGCUUCUGGGCCAUCCUGUGGAGAAGCCUGUUGUCUUGCACAGGUCCUCGUCCCCAAAUAACACCAAUCCAUUUGGCUCCACAUUCUGCUUUGGUCUUCAGCGGAUGAUCUUUGAGGUCAUGCAGAACAACCACAUUGCCUCAGUGACCCUGUAUGGCCCCCCUAGGCCUGGUGCCCACCUGAGAACAGCAGAGCUGCCCUAAGGACAUCACUGUUUUCCCUGUCCAUGGAACUGUGCAUCACAUCCAGCUCAGUGGGUCUCUGUGCCACCCUGUGUGUUUGCUUGGGCACCUUGGCAGUGUUGAACGGCCCUAGGACUCAGAAGGGUUUGGAAGUAGGAUUUGGGCUGAGUCCUCUGCCUUGGGACGGAGGACCCAGAUACUCUGUCCUAAGCCUGCUGUUGCCAGGAGAGAACACAGUGUGCAAAAAAAGCACAAACUUAGAGCCAUGAUGAGGGCUCUCUUAACUAACGUGUAAUAAAGGGCACGGCAGCCCCUGCCCUGCUCGCAUAGGGAAGACAGGACUCUUUCUCUAGCUAAGAAAAUAUUCCCAGGAUGAGAACAGGGUCCUGCUUUUGGCCCAACAUUGCCACGUGGCCCCUAAGGUGAGCAGAGCAGGUAGCGUGUCGGUAGUACUUGGUUGCAAUAUUUGCACUCCAUCCACUUUAGUGACUUGAUGAGCUGGCUGUGGCUGGUGUGGCCCACUGCCUUUCCCUGCUUCUCCUGUGAGUGCUCCUUGCCGUGCCCAGGUGGCAUACCUAAGUGGUUGAAAUCAUUUCCUACCAGGUAUGUACCAGGCCUGGUUCCCACUGCUGCUCUGGGAGCCAGCCUUUAAGGUCACCUGUGUCUCUUGGUCCAACCUGGCUGACAGGGCUGCAUGUCUCCAUCUUGUUUGCCUCUUUUAUUUAAUGCCAAAGUGUUAGCCAAAGACACCUUCCUCCUUUUGUUACAUUACAGCAUUCUGUUAUGCACUGUGGGCCAGCUCCUUGCCCUAGUUCUGGGCACUGGCCUGGCCUGGCCUGGCUACUUGGUUUAAGGCCUAGAGGCUCAAGGAACACUAGGCUGCUUGGUUUCUUACAUGGGUCUUGCUAAUGGGAAGUAGCAUAUAUGUGCUUUAAAAUAGUAAUCCUUUUGAAAAGAAUUGAGAAGAGAAACAUAUAAUUUUAUCCCAUUUUUAAUAUUUUGGUCUAGCAACUUGUGAUACAUAGAUGACAAUUUUGUGAGUUUUUCAAAUGUGUGUACAGAUUUUUGUAAAUAAUGACUUUUGUAAUUAACUCAUGUACAGCCUCAUCUUGUAUAGUUCAUGAUGAAUGUGCAGGGGACCUGCCCCAGCUGUCUGUAUGGUUCCUGGGCCUACAGCCAGGCCUGUGUGGCACUCCCAUGACUGAUUUGACAGGUGUCUUCCCAUUUGGACCUUGCCUCAGUGACCAGAGACCCUGCACAUCCCACUGUCAGGGUAGCCAGGACUCUUCCCAUCCUUGUCCCCCUUCCAAUAAAGCACCUAUGCCCACAGUGACAGCGUGCCAUGUGCUGCCACUGGGGUGUUUGUACUAAAA